This is a messenger RNA of Zea mays, 877 nucleotides long. Its product is annotated as 40S ribosomal protein S14-like. The record is from RefSeq and is marked provisional. Gene Ontology annotation, cellular component: ribosome. The coding region runs from base 51 to 503 and encodes 150 amino acids. NCBI's taxonomy places the organism in Eukaryota, Viridiplantae, Streptophyta, Magnoliopsida, Poales, Poaceae. Gene Ontology annotation, biological process: translation. Gene Ontology annotation, molecular function: structural constituent of ribosome. The transcript has 6 exons.
CUCAACCCAAGGCGUGCCUCCGCUCCGGUCACCCGUCGCUCCACGCAACCAUGUCGAGGAGGAAGACCAGGGAGCCCAAGGAGGAGAACGUCACCCUUGGACCCACUGUCCGUGAAGGAGAGUAUGUCUUUGGUGUCGCUCACAUCUUUGCAUCCUUCAAUGACACCUUCAUUCAUAUCACUGAUUUGUCUGGGAGGGAAACUCUGGUUCGGAUCACCGGUGGCAUGAAGGUGAAGGCUGACCGUGACGAGUCGUCACCUUACGCUGCUAUGCUUGCUGCUCAAGACGUCGCACAGCGCUGCAAGGAGCUUGGCAUUACUGCACUGCACAUUAAGCUUCGCGCCACCGGAGGCAACAAGACCAAGACCCCUGGACCUGGUGCCCAGUCUGCCCUCAGGGCGCUUGCUCGUUCCGGGAUGAAAAUCGGACGCAUUGAGGACGUUACCCCGGUCCCCACUGACAGCACUCGCAGAAAGGGCGGUAGGAGGGGAAGGAGGCUGUAGGCGUCUCGUCUGCGUGGCAUUUGCCGGCUCUUGGCCGGUGGCCAUUAUGAAGCUAGCCCUCUCUGGGUGGUGUUGCUGUUCUGUGUUUGUCAAGACGAGCUUUAAUUUUGCUCUAUGUGGAUGACCGUUUACCGUUACUCGAACCUAUAUGAUGUUCCAUGGAUAAUGUUUUUUGGCUGAGGAAUUGGCUCGUCAUAUUUAUGUAUGCAUUUUCACUCUCUCUAUAAAGUGUACUAGAGUAAUCUUCCCUAGCGAAAGGGCCUAUAGCCUAGUGGUUAAGGACUUUCGAAUAGCAUCUCCAAAUCUUGGGUUAGAUUUCUCUCGGGAACAAAUUUUUAGGCUUGUUAAAAAAAUCCUCUCGCUAUGUCUCAUCC